Molecule: messenger RNA, 3818 nt
Organism: Schistocerca cancellata (South American locust)
Lineage: Eukaryota; Metazoa; Arthropoda; Insecta; Orthoptera; Acrididae
Product: motile sperm domain-containing protein 1-like
Exons: 7
Coding region: 344-982 (212 amino acids)
Cellular component (GO): cytoplasm
Source: RefSeq, a predicted model, not a curated record
UUAUUGUUUGCAUGAGAUUCUUAAAUUAAAGGUUUGGACUGCAAGUGUUGUAUUGUAUACGUUGUAUGUCGUUUUAGUUACGGAACAAUUAACAUACGUGGUUGUAUAGUUCUGUAUGUAUUUUUGUUUUAUUUCUAGCUUACAUGUUGCGAUAUGUUCUUGAGACCUACCUGUUACGAUAAAAUUAGUUGUUAUUUGUUAAUAGAUUUCGUACACCUCUUCGACUCAACGUCACGUGUGAAUGAGAAGGGAUCGUGUUUUUCAUGGGAAGACAAGGCAUAAGAAUUGUUAUCGGCGUUGUCACUAUCUGACGUGAUUGUGAUCAAGAAUAAAUGUGGUUGGAAUGCAUCCUGGACCGAUUCAAGUGCCUGUCUUCGUAUAUCCAACACCAAUCAUAUUUUAUCUUGAAGAGCAAGCGUCACACAAACAAGUAUUAACUUUAUACAAUCCUUACGAAUUUCCAAUUAGAUUCAGAGUGUUGUGCACUGCUCCAAACAAGUACACAGUUGUAGAUCCUGAGGGUUCUAUUAGACCUCGCUGUUGUAUUGAUAUCGUCGUUAGACAUAAUGCAGUUACAUUGGCGAAUUGCAACAUCACAGAUAAAUUUAGGAUACAGAUGCAAAAUCAUACAACUAAACAGCUGAUGGGUAAACAGGACAUUCCAGCAACAUUGCUUCCAGGAAAAUCAAGUGGUGGCCCAUCAGACUCUUCAGAAGAAUUUCUUAGACUUCCAUCAGCACCUAGCACUGUGCAGCAGCAAUUUGGUUUGAUACGAGACCCUAGACCAGUUGGAGGCAGAUACCAAACACCAAACUAUGUGGUGGUUGUAGCGGCCAUUAUUUGUAUUGGUGCGUUGCUAUUGCCAACUCAGGGUGAUGAAGACUCAAGGUUUCCCGAAUAUCUUCAUCUUACUUCUAAUCUGAAGCUAAUAUUUGCAUAUGUUUUAGGUAUGGUGACAGUGGUUGUCUUGAAGCCAGGCUAAACAGAAAAUGAUUCUCUGUGCACAUUCAAUGAGUGCAGUCGGUAACGAUAUAAAUACUGCUGAUUGAAAAAGAAGAGAGAAUUGUAAUGGCUUGAUAUGAUGCCAAUUUUAUCGUUUAGUGUAUUUCCAUUUGCUUUUAAAAUGAGUACCUGAAAAAAGUUUUUCAAGAAACAUUUUUGAGCACAUGUCCAUUUAUUGAGUUUCUAGUGUGUUUUGUAUUGAUGGCUCCAAAAAUACCUGAACACUGUGAAGUACUCUAGUAUAACCAUUUUUGCAAGGGGAAAAAACUUUAUUUUUCCUGUUGUGCUUCUACUUUCAUUAUGUUUGUGUCGUGUAACUCUUUGCCUCAAUCCUCACCUUAAAAUGAACGUAAGCAACUUUGCUUUUGAGGAAAAAAGUCCAGUGUUUGCAUUGUAUAACUUAGAUAAGGAGGUAUGUAUAUGCCUCUUUCUUGUAUUUUACAUGGUUAAUGUUCCUCUUUUAUAUAUAUAUAUUUUUGUCCUUUGCAAUUGGUUUGCUUGUUGACUUCUUCUGGAAGCACAGUGAUGCUAUGAAUUCUGAUAACAUUACAGUAUUUGUUGGAACCAUAAUUGUAUUUAUCAUGCCUGGACUUCACUAUUUUAUAAUAUAAUACUAGCAUGUAUGUAAGGUGAUGCUGGUGCUGUUGUUAUAUACAGCAUUCCAUAAUUUAUAUUCUGUCUGUGAUUGACUGUCUUGUCAUACCUGUUUUAUAUUCAGAUGCAUGUUUAAAAAUCCCAUUUUUUUGUGUAAAAAAUAUAUGAAUUUUUGUAAGAAAUUGAAAUGUAAAAACAAUAUUGGAGAAGAGAUACAUAAAGUUAAGCUAAGUAAGCUACGUUUUUUAUCAGAGGAAGUAUAAUAAUCUUGCCUCAAAAUUUAAUUUUAACAGUCAUUGUCCUUCCUGUGACAAUCACUAUGCACAAACUACAGAGCCGGGGGGCUUCUGCAAAGUUACCAUUUGUGUAGCAAAAUACACAUGAAUUACUCAGUGUGCACUUUUGUAACUUAUAAGGAGAUGCCAUAAACUACAGAAAUUAGGUUGGAAUUCAUUUUAUUUUCUUGUGUUACAGAAGACUCCCCCUUGUGUUUCCUGUUUGUUUUAUUUAUUGUCAUUCCCCUCCCCCUCCCUCUCCCUAUAUUAAUUAUCUACAAAUAAAACUUAUUUCGAUGCAUUAAAGUGUGGAUUCUGUUCUCUCUCCCAUCAUAUCCAUCAGUUGUCAGUAUUCAUUUUUCUGCGCUUUAUGCAUGGCUCUGUGUUUCAUUUCCUACUCCCUUUCUUUCAUUUUUUCCAAUCAGAUAUCUCAUUAGUCAUACUUUCCGUAAUCUUAAAAAUUAGAUCUCACUCUUGAAUGCAUUUUUUAAGACACUGUAAACAUGCAACGUACACUUGAAUGCUUUGAACAUCUGGUUAAUAAUUUAACUAGUGUGUCUGUACAGGGGUUAGGGUAUAUUUUGGGUUCAAAUACCCAGUCUGCUUUCCAGAUUUAGGUUGUCCACAAUUUCAUAAGUAAGUGAAUGUCAAGGCAUUUCCUUUAAAAAGGCAACAGCCAGUCCUUACACUUACAUUGUCAUUGAAUAGGCAUUAAGCCUAAUUUUACUUAUUUUUUCCUUCAUUAAUAAUCAAUUUUUCAUAGAGGUAUUAUGUUCCCUACAAGAGUAAGACAAGAGGAAAGGAAAGCACAUGUGUAUGGGUAAAUAAUAAGUGAGGCACACAUGCUUAUAACAGAUCAAGAAAUUUCUUGCAUUCUUUAUCAUUAUGUCGGUCUGUGAGCCAUUGCCCCAUCUUUGGGGUGAGUAGCAAUCUGUCCAUGUUGUUUAUCCUUCCUGGACUUUCCAUUGUUUACAUUCUCUUUUCAGUAGUUUAUAUGUUCUCUCAGAUCCUCCCUUUUUACUGAUAACUAUAUCAGUAAAACCGCAUCACUUGUAACACUGGAUUGCGCAGGUCACCACUCUGCCAUUAUGAGACUGGACAAAUGACCAAAUGAGAAUGUAUGUUGCUAGUAAGUGUCUGUACAGAUCCACUCAUCUUCUGAUGCCAGAACUAGGCAUAUGAAAACUUGACAUCCUUAGUCAUCUUACAUAAUACUUUAUUUUCUACUUAUGUAAUAGAUUCAAUAGUCAUUUCAGUGCUCUGUCUCCAAAGAGUAUCCAAACUGUAAUGUACACAUUAACCAGUUUUGAAUAAGAGGACUUCAUCAGAUCUAGAAAAUAAUAUUUCCAACCAAAGUGCAUUUCAUCUAAAGUUUGAAAUAAUAACGCAAGAGUUUGAUGAAUUAUUAAUCAUCAUUUGACAGGCAUACAGAAAAUAUAAUUUUUCUUUCUGUGCACCCCAAGUUGUUAUUCAGUGUGUGGCACAUUGCCUUCAAUAUUUUUUGUCUGGUUGUAGCUCUUCAUGGGAGAGUUACAUGUGCUCUUUGGUACUGAAGCUUCUAUUAAUAUUAGAUCCAUCCUAAAUUUGUUAUGGAAUUAUGUUAGAAGAACUAAAAGUGUUAUCCAGUUUCUUUCUUUUUAACUCUAGGCAGGAUGUUAGUAAUGACUGUGCCAUUUCUUUUCUUUUGUGUUCACAUCUUGAGCAUCUUGCCACUCAGAUUGGGAAAUUCUCAGCAAAAUUUUUAUUUAUUCAUGUAACAGGCAUUAAAAUUUUAGAAAGCAAAACUUAUAAGUAUUAAUAAAAUAUGGAGGUAUAAUCUUUCGCAUAUCAAAGACUAGUGAAGGAACAGUACUCAUCAAAACAAUGUAUGAGACUAAAGAGGACUGCAGAGAGAAAAUGUAUUCUCUCUCUCUCUCUCUCUCUCUCUCUCUCUCUCUCUCUCUCUCU